AUGACAUUUAAAAACGAUUGGGAUGUCGAAUACAGGUGGAAAAGAUCAUCGACAAACGAAACAAACGUACAAAUAUUUAUAGAUAACAAUUCAACGAGUGGUGGCGGUGGUUCUACUGCCACGACCGUCACGACCGCCGCCAACGUCAAUCACCAAUGGUCGAACAUACAAAGCGUCACGUACAUAGUCGUGCCCCUCCUUUGCGUUUUCCUAUGCACCGUAGCGACCAUAAUAAACGCGAGAAUAUUAUUUUGCGUGAGAUGGAUAAGGAGACCCCUAUCGCCGACGCUAUACAUAAGUCUUAGCCUUGCUUUGGCCGAUACUUGUUCCGCCAUAUUGAUAGGUUUAGGUUUCAUAUUCAACAGCCUCCUUCCGAAGGGACUCAACGUUAACGUCGACAACGAUUGUCUUUUUCUCAUUCUCGAAGCUUUCAGAUUAUCCGGUAUAUUGAUAUCCACGACUCAUUUGUUGGUUUUGGCGGGAAAUCAUUAUUUCGGCAUCCUUUGUCCGUUUCGGUCCAUGAGAUGGUUGACGCAUACGAAUCUCACGGUCGUCGUUGUUUUCAUAUGGAUAGCACCGACGGCUUACAUAUUUGGAUAUUUCGGAAGUUUCAAAAAUCAAGCACUUUUUUUCAUACCGCUCAUAUUGAUGUUUGCCAUUUACAUUCACAUUUCCAUCAUCGUUAAAAAACAUCAAGCGAGCAGACGAUGGUUCAAUAGGCAUUCCAGAAGAUACGACGCGACAGGUACUAAAAGCGAUCAUCAAAAACAAUUCGAUCGUAAUUUGAAAGCCAUUUGGACGAGUCUUUUAAUAUUAUCGACGUAUAUAAUUUGCUUCAUGCCGGCCGUUCUUCAUUUCUAUUUGAUUUGCAACGAUUGUUAUUUCAAAUUCGACACCGUCGGAAUAAAAAAUCUCAUUUUAUCGUCCAGCAUAACUAAUUUUUUGCUCAUUGCCAAAUAUUUAUUGAAUCCGCUCAUUUACGCUUCGAGAAUGCACGAGAUAAGAGCGGCUACGAGGCAAAUGAAUGCGGAAUGCAAGAGAAAACUUUGUCCAUGCGGAAGUUUCGAUAAUUUAAAAAGAGCCGGAAACAGUUUGGCGGAAACGAGUCAAAGAUUUUCCAUGUUUAGCGGUUCGUCGAGGAAAAAUCACAUUGAUUUAAAUUCGGCAAAUAUGAGAAACGGUUUCGAUGGAAUGAAAAAAUCCGAAACGACAGAUUUGUGA
Messenger RNA from Pediculus humanus corporis (human body louse), 1221 nucleotides. Its product is annotated as Melanocortin receptor, putative. The transcript is spliced from 5 exons. The coding region runs from base 1 to 1221 and encodes 406 amino acids. Gene Ontology annotation, molecular function: G protein-coupled receptor activity. Gene Ontology annotation, biological process: G protein-coupled receptor signaling pathway. The record is from RefSeq and is a predicted model, not a curated record. Gene Ontology annotation, cellular component: membrane. Lineage: Eukaryota; Metazoa; Arthropoda; Insecta; Psocodea; Pediculidae.